UGCGCCUGCGCGGAGCUCGUGGCCGCGCCUGCUCCCGCCGGGGGCUCCUUGCUCGGCCCGGCCGCGGCCAUGGGAGAGGCCGAGGUGGGCGGCGGGGGCGCCGCAGGCGACAAGGGCCCAGGGGAGGCGGCCACCAGCCCGGCGGAGGAGACAGUGGUGUGGAGCCCCGAGGUGGAGGUGUGCCUCUUCCACGCCAUGCUGGGCCACAAGCCCGUCGGUGUGAACCGACACUUCCACAUGAUUUGUAUCCGGGACAAGUUCAGCCAGAACAUCGGGCGGCAGGUCCCAUCCAAGGUCAUCUGGGACCACCUGAGCACCAUGUACGACAUGCAGGCGCUGCAUGAGUCUGAGAUUCUUCCAUUCCCGAAUCCAGAGAGGAACUUCGUCCUUCCAGAAGAGAUCAUUCAGGAGGUCCGAGAAGGAAAAGUGAUGAUAGAAGAGGAGAUGAAAGAGGAGAUGAAGGAAGACGUGGACCCCCACAAUGGGGCUGACGAUGUUUUUUCAUCUUCAGGGAGUUUGGGGAAAGCAACAGAAAAAUCCAGCAAAGACAAAGAGAAGAACUCCUCAGACUUGGGGUGCAAAGAAGGCGCAGACAAGCGGAAGCGCAGCCGGGUCACCGACAAAGUCCUGACCGCGAACAGCAACCCCUCCAGUCCCAGCGCUGCCAAGCGGCGCCGCACAUAGACCCCUCGGUCCUGGCGGCAGCAGAGAAGCGGGUGAAGAGCUGUGGUCACUGACGGGGUCGGCUGGGUCUGAGUGCCACCCCCCAGGCCACAGUGAUACCACCCCAGUGCCGUGAGCCCACACUGCCCGCCCUCAGGCUCUCAGGUGAACGUGGCCGUCAGCGGGGAAACGUGUGUCAGUUGGACCAUGUGGGACCCUGAUGGACCUGAAAGACCAGGAUCAGUCCAGCUCAGAUGUUGAGGGCUCCGAAGCCUCGUUCUGUCUUUUCUGGAGCAGCUGUGGCUUUCCCCGGGGCUGCUUGGUGACAUGGAUUAGCUCUACAUGGGCUGCAGCAUUUGGGAUCCAGGCUACCUAGAGGGGCAUCAGGCCAGGGGAAAACCUCGGAUUAGCAAGCAAUAAAAACAUGACCUCACUCUUCCUCAAAGGAGCCACUGGUCUUCCCUGCGUGACUCAGUUCUUUCCAUCUGUUUGUCCCGCUGCAAGCCUCUUUCUGCACUGACUGUGACAUCAGAACAUCACCCGUCCGUGCCACGCACUGACAGCCCCCCCCUCCACCUGGGAAACUAAGAACUGGAUAUUUUGCCUCAUUCACUUGUACUGUAACAAUGUAUAUAAUUUGGUUGGUAUUUCACUAUUUAAUUUUUAAGAAGCCUAUUUUGCUAGUGUUUUAUAUGAACAAAGUACUGCAGAAGUUAAACCUGUGUUGUAUUUUUUCUGAGAUGUUUUGCUUUAAGAGAUACUUUUUGCUCAGUUUUUAUAUGCCAGAUACAGAGAAUUUGUAGCGGUUAUUUUUGUAUGAUCUAGUAACUUGCAAACAGACCAAAUGGGUGAGAGGCGGGACCGUGCAGCUGUCGGGCUGAUGAGGAGGAGGUGGCCGCCCCAGUGCUGAUGGAGAUACCACUUUUGUGUGACUGCGAACAUUAAAGCACAAAAAAAUCCAACCUGGAGUUGUGUGAUUUUCAUACCAAAGUAAGUUAACUUUUCCUCCAAAAGGAAGUUUUUAUUUUUCCAAGAUUUAUAACUAAAGCAUACACUUAGAUGACUUGGUAACAUUCACUUGAUACAAUGUAUAAACAAAAUAGUAACAGAUUCUGAGUGGUUAUUUUGUGGACUGUUACAAGCACUUAAAAUACAGAAUGUUAGGAGGGCAAAACGGUGUGGGCCCUGGUAGGUCAGGCAGGCACCAGCGAGCUCCUUCCUGCUGAAAGCUGCGGCUGCGAGAUGAGACCGCUGGCUGGGCCGCAGAGUGAAGUCCAGUGUUCCAUGUGUGGACAGGGAGACAAGCUCUGUCCUGGCCAGCCAGCGCACCCCAAUGUCUUCAGCUUGACGCUGCUUCUCUGCCAGUGGAGUCUCCUCCACCACAUGGGAACGUUCCUGGCCAUCUGUCCCUGGAGUCCUCCUCACCAUGAUGCAGAUCACAAGGCACCCACUAAAGAGGCAAAGCCAGGAAUCCCGUGGUGUGAUCGCCCCAUGUGGCACUUGCUGCUCGUCUGCACCAAACCUGCUGUUGCUUCUGGGGCAGAAGAACCCAGGGAAGCUGCUGGUCUACGGCUUGCCCGAGCUGCACUCCCAGGGUAGAGCAGCUGCCUGGGGGACCCUGUGGGUCCCUUUUCUGUAGAGCCGGGACAAAUCCACAGCCCUGCUGUAACAGCCUGCCACAAAGAGCAGGCACCUGGAGGGCCCCACACCCAUGGACCGAAGGACUGAACCCGCCUGGCAUUCUUCCACUCACACCCCAAAUACUCAGCCCUGCAGCCAGGGAAGGGUGGGGUCUCCCUUUGCUGCCCAAGUGUGCCCCCUUACCCGUGCGAUCUCUCCUGAGAGGUCAGCCUCAGUCAGGGCUUUGUGCCAGGUCCUGUCCUGGAGUCUCGGUCUGGGACAGCAGCGUAGCUCUUAGGUACUCCAGAAGCAGCAGGGGAAAGAGGGACAAACACUAACACGGGGUGUCACGGGAUGGCCAGAAGGAGUCCUGCUCUCUACCCAGGCUCACUGUUGUAAACCUCCAUCUGAAACUGCAUCUUGGGUGACCUCAGAUUGUGCUGGGAAAGACUAGUUAAUAAAUCUGCCUUAUCU
Molecule: messenger RNA, 2757 nt
Organism: Rhinopithecus roxellana (golden snub-nosed monkey)
Lineage: Eukaryota; Metazoa; Chordata; Mammalia; Primates; Cercopithecidae
Gene: MRGBP
Product: MRG domain binding protein
Exons: 5
Coding region: 70-684 (204 amino acids)
Biological process (GO): regulation of transcription by RNA polymerase II
Cellular component (GO): NuA4 histone acetyltransferase complex; nucleus
Source: RefSeq, a predicted model, not a curated record